CCCUCCCCCUCACCCGCCGCCGCUCCCUCGGACGUGUCGCGCGGUCGGCUUCGGCGCUGCCCAUAGGCGCCGAUACGCCCCAGGGUGUCGAGGCCGACUUCAGCCCGGCGCUCGGUGGAGCUCGGUCGUCUUCGGUCGCGUCCGUCCGUCCGUCCGCCGGGCAUCCUCCCCCUCGCUAGUCGUCAGUCGCGCGCUCAUUGAAGCCGCGUGCGUGCGUGCGUGUACUUCGUGCUGCUCCGUUCACAGUUUUUUCCUUCCUCGGCGACCCCGGUCGACGGUGAUCCACUUCGCCUCAUUUACGAUUCCUACCUACGUUCCCUCGUUCCCGCACCCCGUUGUCUCACCGUCGGUAACAACCUCCGCGCGCCCACGACGUUGUGGAUGGAUUUGGAGUCUCGGAGCACGUGUCUCUUUUAGCGCUCUUGUGCUCCGCCUCAUCGGCUAAGAGGGGUUUGAGGGGCGAGAGGAGGGUAACGGACGUUGAUGCUGCGUCGCGCCGCGGUAAUUAAGUCGAUCGACGCAACUUUGUGGUGUGAUAACGAGAAUUGUGCAACCUGUACGUCCCCCGCGCGCGCGCGCGCGCGCCCCCCCGACAAGGAGGCGCUGGCUGUGGAUGCGCGACGUGUUCGUGAGUCACGUCGGGGUGCUGCCGGUGUGUGGGUCACGAGUAAGACGGGCACGAUAAUUCUUGGCCGAUGAGGAGCAGAGCAGCACGAGGACGAGUAGUAGAAGGAGCAGCAGCACGAGCAAGAGCGAGUGGCUUCAUCGUCGUAGAAGGUGGUGGCGGUGUGGAGGAACAGAAGAAGGAACGAGGACGAAGUGGCGGCGGCAGCAGUGGCAGUGGCAACGGCGGCAAAGCGGCGGCGAACAGCCAGGUCCCCCCAUGUUAGCGGACAUCAACGGCAACCUGGCGGAUCUGAGAAGCGAAGCGAUGGCGUCGCAGAGAUUUUGUCUGCGCUGGAACAACCACCAGAGCAAUCUGCUCUCCGUCUUCGACCAGCUGUUGCACGACGAGUCAUUCGUCGAUGUCACGCUGGCCGUUGAGGGCCAGCUACUCAGGGCGCAUAAGAUGGUGCUGUCGGCGUGUAGCCCCUACUUUCAGGCCCUGUUCGUUGGACACCCCGACAAGCACCCGAUAGUCAUUCUCAAGGACGUUCCAUAUGUGGACAUGCGCAGCCUCCUGGACUUCAUGUACCGCGGCGAAGUGAGCGUCGAUCAAGAUCGACUGACCGCCUUUUUGCGAGUCGCCGAGUCGCUGAGGAUAAAGGGCCUGACCGAGGUAAAUGAGGACAAGUGCGAUUUGCCAAGCAUCACGUCCUCGCUGUUGGGCGGCAACCAGAACGCGGUGGCGCCGCCACCGCCCAGUCUCCAUCGGAUCAACCAAAUCGGUCCGCAUCAUCAUCAUGUCGCGCAGAAGAGGUUCCACCAUAUGUCCAGCCAUCCAUUGCUUGGCUCGGCACUGACGGCGCCAAAAAGGAAACGCGGCAGACCCAGGAAGUUGAGCGGCUCAUCGGACACGCCGAUCGGCGAGGUCGGCGGUCAGGAUUUGCAGUCCUGCUCUGGCGCUGAUCUAGUCCAGGGCUCGCCCGAGAUGAUGGAGAUGAAGAUGGGACUGGACUUUCAGAGCGAGGUUAGCGGUAACGGCAACGUGAGAGGCACCUCCUCUUCCAACAAUUCUGCAACGGCCGCCAAUAAUUCCUCUGCCGCCGCCACGGCCUCUUCGGGAUCUAUGUCGGCGAGGAGAGACGAGCCUACGGAGAACGGUACCGAUACGCCGGAACCGCCAGUCACGCGGGUCAAACGAGAACCGGAACCGACGCCCAGCACCUCGGCGCAAGCCUCGGAUGAGACAUUCGCGCGGCCGCACAGUAGGCAGGGGAGUGAUGGUUUCAAGCAAGAUCAGCUGCCGCCGCAGCUACCGAGCGACAUCACCUUCGAAAUCUGCAGCUCGUCGUCGCCGUCGUCGCCCGCCGCGCCUGCCUCGUCAGCCUCGUCCUCGGCGACGCACGCCGGCGACGACGAGAGCACCGGCGGCGCGGGCGCCUUCAUCAAGACCGAGAGGGUGGUCAGCGGUGUUCACUUCCUGACGGAUCGCACAGAGGAGGACCAGACCGACCUUUUGCUGCCCAAAUCGGAAGCAGGCGAGAACGAACCGGAGGUCAGGAAGCAGCUGCUGGAAUACCUCAUUCAAAACGACGGUUCCGUAGUCUGCAAGUGGUGCGGCGAGGUGCUCCCGUCGCGAACCCGUUGGUACAGGCACAAGUACAAGCUGCACGUGUCGACCCAGGUGGCCCAGCCGGCGCCGCUCUUCAAGUGCCACAGCUGCAAUACGUACUUUAAGUCCCGCAAAGGCUACAUCGGCCAUUUAAGUUCCCGUCAUUCGGACAAUGAGAACGACGAGAAUCGUGAGGAGCCGAGCAACAAGAAGACACGCAAGAUCUCCACCGACAUCGGCAAAGGUCCGGAUUGGGAGCAGCAGCGGGAGAAGGAAGAGAAGCUGGUGGCGGACAUAAUCGACCGGGUGAAGCGGGAGUGCGAGGCGCAGGGUGAAACGGUGACGAGGCGCGGCUACUCCAGAAGGUCCACGAUCAUGAACAGCUAAGGCCGAGCCGACCGCGUCGGCGACUUUCUCGAGGGGCAACCAUAUCAUCGUCGGGCGAGGCCCUCCUCGUGAUCCCGAAGAGGAGAAAUGACCGUUCGGCUCCUCCGACCCCGUCAGCGUCCCCUUCUUUCCUUUCUACAAAUAUAUAGAUAGCAAUCGUUAUUUUCGAGAGAACGUAGAGAACGGCAUAGUGAUUUCUUUAAAUACGAGGGAAAAUUAUACAGGAAGGGGCCGAAGGGGGGAGCGAACGUCUUCGGGUUUCGCGAAGAAGAUACGUUCCUGAUAAUCGAACGAGCUGAAUCGUUCGGGUGAUGUAAAAAUAAGGGGCACGGCUGCGUAUAUUUUUUUCCCGACCAGCUGUGGGUGAUGAACGUCGAUGGGCGACGUUUCCCAACGAUCGCUAUGAUCGUUGGGAAUCCUUGUAAAUAGAGAAACACUUUCUUUCGUCGCGUCGCAAAGAACUCUCGAUUAUUCAGGUCCUCUUUACUUGCGAAAGUAAAGGAUUAAAAUAUGGAAUUUAUUGCAAAAAUCUUACAAUUUAUCUUUUGAAAGAAUUUACGUCAAUUACGAUUGUUCGUAAAAUUAAUUUAACACAAAAGAAAUGUGGGAUGAAACAGUGUAUAUCAAAGAAUGCAAUCAAAACGAAAGGGUAAGACAAAUCUUUGCGCGAUCAAAGUUAGAAGUAAUUAAAGUCCCACAAUUAAUUAAAUUAAUAUGAUCCAAGAAGAGGUAAGUCGAAUAAAUUUUUAAUGCAGCGUCUAGAGCUAAAGCAAAAAUGACAAGCGAUAUCAAAGUAACAUUCUUAGACGUAACUGCAUAUAUUCGAUCAUGAGCGUUCAGCUUCUAGAGAUCCUUCGAAUUAAUUUAAUUUUUCUCGAUAUUUGUAAUUUUCACUUUUCUUUAGCGAUCGAUUCAAAAUCGCGUAAUCGAGAGUUCGAUACACGUCGCGUGAUUACGAGUGAAGAGAGUUUUCCUCGAAGAAGUGUAAAAGAGAGAAAAAGGGGAGGGGGGAGAGAGAAAAUCCAGUGCCAAAUGUAUAUCUUCCCAGGCGCACGGCGAUCGUUUGCUCAACAAGUGUGCGACCGUACAGUACCGAUCUAUUGUUUUUGCUAAUUUUUUGAUGACGUGUGUGCUCAGUCCCGCCCGAUACUGCGUGUCCACGCAAUGCCAAAGGCAGCAACGCCACGUGCGAGCGGCGCAAUAUUUUUCAUCUGUAAGAGAACGAAAUAUUAUUUUUAAGACGGAUUAACGAAUUAGCAUAAACAACAAGGUAUCGGCAGGAAUUCACUCCAAAAAAAUUGAAAUCUAAGAGAGAGAGAGAUUGACUUUGAAAAUACUUAAUAAUUUCUUCCCAUAAUACUUUUUCAUUCGAGAUAUAUUAAAAACCGUGUAUGUGUCCUUGUUUUUCUUUUUUUUUUUUUUCUAUGAAAUACAUCCGGUAUAUCUUGUGCGUGACACAGUAUGCAGCGUGUAUUGGCGGGCGUACAGAAUGAAUUGAAAGGAAUCUUAUCGAUAUACGGGUACCGUUUAAUUACAUCCACUCAAUUACGCAUUCUCUCCGAGUUACGUCACAAAUAUACCGGGUGCAUGGAGUAUAUCCGUGAAAAACACGCAGAACGUGCGGACACGCAUGCUGUUGCACUCGGAUUUAAUUAGAUCGACACGAUUAUUAGUGUCGCUAGCGGAACAAUAGAUAGAUAGAUAGAUAGAUAGACGAAUAUAUCUGCGCGUGCAUUUAAUCGCAAAAGCACACAGCUCCAAGGGAAACUUUAAAAAAAAAAAGUGAUCCAAAGACUUGAUUAUAUUUUGUAGCAUGUACUUUUCUACUCAAAAUAUUCUUGCUGUAAUCCUUAAAAUAUUAAAAAUUCUUUUAAGAACCAAUUGUUUAAAUACCGAUCCGGCUUCACCAAUAUAUGAAAUCGUUAUCGUUGAAAGUCAUUUCAAAGAUUACUCCUUACGCUGAAUAAUUCUGAUCGACUCUCAUUAAUUCCUAUUCGUUUUCAGCUUCCCUCGCGGACGUGGACUUUUAUGAUCGAGCGCACGCGAUGUACGAAAUAAGUAUGAUAUAAUGCGCGCCGGUCGGCGCCGGACGUGCGCGCGCGACGGGCGCAUUAUAUACUCGUGUAUUAAUCUCGCUGAAAAAAAUAUUCCAAGAAAGUCUGUCCAUUUUUUCGAAUAUCUCGAAAGUAUUUUAAUCCUCAUUAUCCUGUCUUUUUGCGCGCCAAAGGAUCGCGCAGUAUAUACAUAUUAUAGGAGGUCCUUCGUUAAUAAAAAUUCAGGACAGCCUGUAAAAAAAAAAAAGAAAAAGAAUCUCACACACCUUAAACACGCGACUAGCUUAAGUUUGGUGCUAAUGGACAAGGUGAAGGAAACACACACGUACACACAUAUUACACACAUACAGACGCGCGUUUCUUUGACGACGCGUGAAAACGCAUCGAUCAUUCCGGAAUUGUAAUUCCGCGGCGACGACGGGGUUUUCCUCUGUGACUCCGUUCGGCCGGGUGUUACACACACGCAAUCAUGUACAGGCGGACGCGAAGGUGUAUAUGUGAGAGAGUGCGCGCGCUAGUGCACGCGCCGCAUACCAAUCCCGUGGCCCGUGUCCGUGCCGCGAUUUUUUAGCGCACGUUGCGCGCGUCCACGCCGAUUCUCUCUUCCGCGAGAGAUCGCACGUUCGGCCGCGUAUUCGUAUAUACGCACGGCUAUAUAAACGCAGCGGCCGCGACCGGCUGCACGCUGCGUUUUAAACUCGCGCAGGGCGUGCACUAGCGGAAGAUAUUAUAUUCACCAAGCUCUGAUUCGAAACGGAGCCCCGGCCUCGUGCUUGAACUCCCUCUUAAUUAAUCUGAAAAAUCGGUCUUGAGUAAAUUUAAGAAACAUACACAAAAUAAAACAAGGAAUUUUAUGAAUUUAGGAUGAAUACGUACAACUGAAAAGAAAGUCACAAAGACCGAAGUUUUGGCAGGAAUCGCGCUGUGAUAGCGUCGCGUGCGUGUCUUCCCUCUGAAUUAAGGAUCUCUCCUUGUCCCCGCAUCUCUAUAAAUUAUUACACAGAUUCGAAUUUAUGAGCGAGUCACCAAAUUUCAGCCUGCAAACUGUUAGUGAGUAAAACGAGUUUUAGAUCUCGCGAAGGAAGAACCUCGCACAUACGUGCGAUGAGUUACGCGCGUGAGAAUUGCCGUUUUCCUGAAUUCUUCGAAGGAAUUUGGAAAAAGGUAUCUAGUUAACCAGAAAAAAAAACGAAAUUUCUAGUCAUUUCCCAUGACGCGCGCGAGUGCACCGAUAGGAAUUAUAUCAAAGCAGUAGUAUACAUGUAGCCGUAAAAUAAAAUAUUUUAUACUAUAUUUUAGAGUCUACGCGUGUGUGCGGAGAGUAUAGGAAAGUUGCGUUCAGUCUUUACCGGAAUUCAACUAUUGUGCCAAUAAUAAAAGUUUCUGCGAUCGACUAGAGUUUUACUAAUCGCGCGAUGUUUAUUAAUAGCGAUCCUAAGGAAGGAAAAAGAAGAGUACAUUAGACGAACCUCUUAGCUUAAAAACAGUGCUUCCCCAUAAAUCGCGUAGCGACUCCGGCUGUCUUAUCGAUGACCCGCAGGCGUCGAUAACAUUUUGGACCUUCCAUAAAGUGAUAUCAGUCGUCUUCCAUGAUAUCGCGUCACUGUAAAUACAGCGAUUUCUAUAGUCCCGUACUGAGGAAUUGAAAAUUCCGUGACGUUCCCUCCUCUGGCACGUUUCCUUCAGAAAAUCACAAUAAAUUUUUUAAGUAAAAGAGAAGAAAUAAAAAAUACAAAUUUUCCAAUACUCAAGAUAAGGGAUUUAAUUUUACAUAAAUUCUUUAAGUAAAAAAAAGAGAAAAAAUCCAAAUUUUUCAAUAUUCGAGACAAGGGAUUUGAUUUUACACGUAGACACUCCCCCUCCGAUCCUUCUCAAGUUCGAACGUUCUUCUUUCGUGAGAUUUAAUUAAUCGACCAGCGUGUGCGAGAUUAAUUAAGCAGGGAGGCGCGCGAGAGAUGUUGGCGGUGCACUUCAAUCUUCCAUAAAUGACUCUUAAAUGUUAAAUAAUACUAAUCAUAAGGCGUAAGAAGGCUGAGCUCGCGCAAGUUGUAUUGCGACUUGGGCGCCUGCCGGGAGUACAUUCGUGCGAGAAGAAUAAAUUAUUUAUUUGUUUACGAUAACGAAAGCGUAAUUCGCGAUUCGGGCGGCUCGCGCGCGAUUCUUCCUCAAUAACUAGUAUCGACUAUCGAACGGGCCGCGCAUUUUCAACACCCGCAUGAAAAAAAACACUAUUCUUUCUUUAUGCUAGAUAAAAUCUAUAGAAAAUAUACAUGAUAUUUUUUACGUGACAAAAUUCGCUUGAAGAAUUGUGCUUAGCAUCUUCGGUAUCGAACGAAUCUCAUACUCGAGAUGUUACGCCGUUGUCACCAAUAAAAUAUUAUAUUUCUGAGUGGUCGAGAAUCGUUAUUUUUACAUUAUCAGUAAAGAUUUUCCGUCGGAAUAUAUAAUUAAACCUUCAACAAGCAGAAAAACUCCUAGAAAUAAAUCAAUAUAUAUUUAGAAUGAUCGCUGAAAAAAAAACUGAAAGAAAAAACUUUCAGAACGACUUCAAUUAAAUUCCAAUUAACUUAUCGGCAAUUAGCUCAAUCGGCAGCGAAUUCAAUCACAUGAUGUGAAUUUCCAACUACAUAAUUCAUUGUUUUUAAUCUAAUCUUUCUUUUUCUGUACGUCAAACAACAAAAACAAUAAUUCUAUAUCCAUGUUAAUGAAAUAACGCCGAAAUCAAUCAUUAAGUCAAUCAAGUUAAUUCGGAGUCACUCCUGGUCGGGUCCUUUAGAUACUGUGCCCGAAUCCUGGAGAAAAUCCGGCGGGUUUUGAAAAUACGCAGCUCGUGUAAACGACUGGCGUUGUAAAUAUAAGCGCAGUGAGCGCGAGUUCGCCCAUGAAUGCGACCCGUCUAAAGGUGCAUGCGGUGCACGUGUACGUACUGUAAACGCGAAAAAA
Molecule: messenger RNA, 7599 nt
Organism: Wasmannia auropunctata (little fire ant)
Lineage: Eukaryota; Metazoa; Arthropoda; Insecta; Hymenoptera; Formicidae
Gene: ttk
Product: protein tramtrack, beta isoform
Exons: 7
Coding region: 884-2602 (572 amino acids)
Biological process (GO): regulation of transcription by RNA polymerase II
Cellular component (GO): nucleus
Molecular function (GO): protein binding
Source: RefSeq, a predicted model, not a curated record